Spea bombifrons (plains spadefoot toad) is the source of this 3841-nucleotide messenger RNA. RefSeq names its product CCR4-NOT transcription complex subunit 6 like (gene CNOT6L). NCBI's taxonomy places the organism in Eukaryota, Metazoa, Chordata, Amphibia, Anura, Pelobatidae. Bases 390 to 2111 code for a protein of 573 amino acids. Gene Ontology annotation, molecular function: protein binding; poly(A)-specific ribonuclease activity. The transcript is spliced from 13 exons. Gene Ontology annotation, cellular component: nucleus; cytoplasm; CCR4-NOT complex. The record is from RefSeq and is a predicted model, not a curated record. Gene Ontology annotation, biological process: nuclear-transcribed mRNA poly(A) tail shortening.
UCAUCUCAAUAUUUGUGCCCAUCCGCUCAGCAGGCAGCUUCGCCACUCGGCCAGCCCGAUCAACACUCAGUCCGAAGGGCCAGGGGACACAAAGGGGCAGUAGCCAGAGAGCAAGGGGGACAGGAAGCCGCUGACACCUAUUCGCAUACACAACACGGAUACAAAUAUCUUUUUCUAUCUUAUAUUUUUCAAAUUUUGAUCGCAAAAUAACCGAGGAAGGCAGAGAGAUCGGACUGUCCGGCCCUCCCCACUUCCUAUUGCCUGCAUGUAUUUACUGUCCCCAGGCUCCUGCUCAGCCCUUGCAUACGGCAAGAAGCCAGGCCCACAAGGAGAGCAGCACAAGGCACAGCUACAGCAACAGCUUCUGAUCCGGGGCAACAGCGCGCUGAAUGCAGAUUCCAACAGCACACGCCAAAAAGGCUGGGGGCAGGAGGCCGGCUAUUUUACCAAGACUAACAGGGAUGCCAAAAGAAAAAUAUGACCCUCCUGAUCCUCGCAGAAUUUAUACCAUCAUGUCGGCAGAGGAGGUGGCCAACGGGAAGAAGUCUCACUGGGAUGAAUUGGAGAUUUCUGGUAGGGUGCGGAGCUUGAGUCAGUCGCUCUGGUCCCUGACACACUUGACUGUGCUACACCUCAGUGAUAAUAACCUCUCUCGUAUUCCACCUGAUAUUGCCAAGCUCCACAAUCUGGUUUAUUUGGACCUUUCCUCCAAUAAACUCAGAAGUUUACCAGCAGAGCUAGGGAAUGUAGUGUCUCUCAGGGAAUUGCUUUUAAAUAACAAUCUGUUACGGGUUUUACCUUAUGAACUGGGGCGGUUGUUUAGGCUUCAGAACCUGGGGUUAAAAGGUAAUCCUUUAUCACAGGACAUCCUCAGUCUCUAUCAAGAACCAGAUGGUAUCCGAAAGCUACUGAAUUACAUGCUUGACAAUCUUGCAGUUCAUCCAGAACAGCUUCCUCAGAGGCCGUGGAUUGCAUUAAAAGAACGAGACCAAAUUCUUCCCUCAGUUUCAUUCACAGUAAUGUGCUACAACGUAUUGUGCGAUAAAUAUGCUACUCGGCAGCUCUAUGGCUACUGCCCUUCCUGGGCGCUAAACUGGGAGUACAGGAAGAAAGGAAUCAUGGAUGAGAUAGUCAGCUGUGAUGCAGAUAUAAUCAGUCUUCAGGAAGUGGAAACCGAGCAAUACUACGCCCUUUUCCUGCCAGCAUUAAAGGAACGUGGAUAUGAUGGCUUCUUCUCUCCAAAGUCACGUGCCAAAAUAAUGUCUGAACAAGAGCGGAAGCAUGUAGAUGGUUGUGCAAUAUUCUUCAGAACCGACAAAUUUUCUCUGGUGCAGAAGCACACGGUGGAAUUUAACCAGGUGGCCAUGGCAAAUUCUGAAGGGUCAGAAGCCAUGCUGAACAGGGUGAUGACGAAGGACAACAUAGGUGUUACGGUGCUGCUGGAGAUCCACAAAGACCUUCCUGGGGGAGGGAUGAAGUCCCACCACUCAGAAAAGCAGCUGCUUAUGGUCGCCAAUGCCCAUAUGCACUGGGACCCAGAGUACUCGGACGUCAAGCUUAUCCAGACCAUGAUGUUUGUUUCUGAGUUGAAAAGCAUUAUCGAGAAAGCGGCAAUCCGGCCUGGGAGUCCCACACCGGACCCAAACUCUAUCCCCUUUGUGUUGUGUGCGGAUCUUAACUCCUUACCGGAUUCAGGUGUUGUGGAAUAUCUGACAAACGGGGUUGUAGCUGACAAUCACAAAGACUUUAAGGAGCUGCGCUACAAUGAGUGUCUCACGAACUUCAGCUGCAACGGGAAGAACGGAACCCCAGAUGGAAGAAUUACGCAUGGCUUCCAGCUAAGGAGCGCCUACGAAAACAACUUGAUGCCUUACACCAAUUACACCUUUGACUUUAAGGGUGUCAUUGACUACAUCUUCUAUUCCAAGACACACAUGGACGUGCUCGGCGUCCUGGGGCCUUUAGAUCCUCAGUGGAUGGCGGAAAAUAACAUCACCGGCUGCCCCCACCCCCAUAUUCCCUCUGACCACUUCUCACUGUUAACACAGCUGGAACUCCAUCCUCCACUUCUGCCUCUUAUGAACGGGGUACACCUGCCAAGCAGGAGGUAGUGUCGGCUUACACCUGGGCACUUGUUCUCAUGGACCUGUACAGCUGUAAAAGCAAGUCCGUAGGAGUGAAUUAUGGCCAACCUUGAGCUGCAUUCUCUCAGCUCCCCUUCAGUCAAUGUCGUCGUUCUGCGUUUUUGUUGCAGGGAGGCAAUUUUUGGCAUUAGGGCUGGUACAAAAUCUGUCCUCAACCCAACUGUUUAACUCUUUAAAAAAAAUUCCAUCUUACGAGUAUGCCUAGUGGUUUCCUUUGACUUCUCACAAAUGUAAAACUGCUCACCGCUUUCCUUUCUGGUUUAAUUUCUGCCCAAUGUUUGGUUGUCCUUUGCAGAGGGUGCUGUGCCACUUGGUUACACAUCCUCUCCUUGGUCUUAUCCAGCUCAGUAAUGUAUAACUUUGUACAGAUCAAGCACAAUUUGGCAUAUUGUUCCUUUAUUUGUAGAUCACCUAAUGUUCCUUGAAUGUAUAAGUGAGGGUUGGCUAACAUCAUACUGUAGGAUGACCACUUUUGUUUUGUGUUUUUAACUUUUAUAAUAUGUGACACUUCAUUGCCCCUGGGCUGUGAAAAGAACGAGAAACCCAAAGCUUCUUGUAUUUUGGCACCUUGUAAAUUUGCAACGUUUACGGUCUGAUCGUGUUGCUUGCCCUUCUUGAACCUUUAUGCCCCUUACGUUGAAAAGGCUUUCUUUGUGGACACAUGAGGUCCUAAUCCAGUUAUUUUUAAACGAAAAUGUGUAUAGUCUACUUACAGGCAAUAAUUUUUGAUGCUAGAUUUCUCAUUCAUAUUAGAGAAGAUGUUCUGCAAUAAAUUGGAACACCCUGAAUGGCCAAGAUGGCAGGAGACAAAAAGCAGUUGAGCUUUUGCCACGUAACAGCAGCAUUUUGGUGGUCCCUGGUUAUCCUUAUGGCGCCAUGAAGCCAAAGAUAUACAAUUUCUUAUUUCUAAUAUCACCCUAUAUAAUCCGUAUUCUUGGUUUCAUUGCCCCCACUUUUAAUGGCUCUCUGCAAUCCCUAAGCUUUAAAAAGUGCAGUAAAGGGACUUAAUAUAGUAGCAUGUUCUGUCACUUUAAAAGUCUUGGUCAGUACAUCAAGUUGCAGUAGAUGAAAUACUAAAUUGUCUGUGUAUAUUCUUACAGGCCUUGUUGACUUGCCUGGUUAUGAAGGGGUACAUGGAAACUUGAUGGGGUUAUUUCGUUAUGGUGAGUGAUAGGCGGCAUUACACUGCCUUGGGAGGCUCUUUAGGUGGAAACAUCAUUGUGGGUUUUUUUCUUCUCUGCUGCUACCUUUUUUAUGGUGUCUGACUUUUUUUAAAAAAAAAAUCAAUGCACUUUACUGCUUCAUACCUCCCAUUAUGAUCAUCUUACGUGAGCCUUUUUUAAUAUGGCAUCAAUUUUCGAAUGAAAUGUCUCAAGCUGUUAAAGGGAACCAUGUUCAGCAUGUGUAAUUAAAUCCUAAAAGAUAUAAAUGCUGCUGUUGCUUUGGGAUAACAUGUUUUCGUUUUUAAUGAUCUUCUGUCUGCCAAGGUUUUCAGGGGAUGGAAAAGUGUCACAAAGGGUUGGUAGUUUUUGGCCAGAUGUGAAGGUAAUGCAUAAAAAGAAUAGAUCGCUUUUUGCAUUUACCUUUUCUCCAAAAUUCCGUAAGUGCCUCUGUGAAUGCAGAGGUAACAGGUUCCUCUCUUGAAAUCUCACUCAAGACCUACCCGCAGUUUACAAUAACAAGUAAAAAAAAAAAAA